Messenger RNA from Scophthalmus maximus (turbot), 6164 nucleotides. RefSeq names its product flocculation protein FLO11. The record is from RefSeq and is a predicted model, not a curated record. The transcript is spliced from 5 exons. The coding region runs from base 304 to 4668 and encodes 1454 amino acids. Lineage: Eukaryota; Metazoa; Chordata; Actinopteri; Pleuronectiformes; Scophthalmidae.
GCGGGUGUCAGUCUCUCUCUCUCUCUCUCUCUCUCUCUCUCCCUCUCCUGCUCUCUCUCUCUCUCCGGCCGGUCAAGUCUCUCAUUCCAUAGUGUCUGAGUGUUAAUGCGCCAUGGCGGGUCACAGGAGACCACGUGAAGUAGCCUCCUGCUCCAAGUCCGGAGAGCCUCUGCUCGGGCCGGUUUAAUGCACGCCCGGAGCAGUUCAGCAGGAGCACUUCCUCCUGAGACUUAACGGAAAGUUCUUCUCUUCUUCUUUUGGAGUGUCAGCGUCGGUUCUAGUCGGUUGUUUCGGUUUGCAGACAUGGCUCUGUCCCAGCUCCAGUGCCUCGACGACAACCACGUGAACCCGCGGACGCACGAGUCCAAGCCGGAGUUCCUCUACUGCGAGGAGCAGCGGCUCGCGCUCGAGGCGCUGCUGCGCGGCGGUCGCGACGCGUUCGCCAAGUGCCUGCGGGAGCGCGGCCUGCGGGGCUUCCUGUCGGAGCCGGAGCAGGACGCGCUCGCCCGCGCGGCGGAGCCCUACGACCCGGGCUCGGAGCUCUUCCAGGAGGACGCGGCGGACGACGAGCCCCCGCUGUCGCUGCACUACUGGCCCGAGCUGUCGGACACGUCCGUGCCCCAGAUGGACCUGGGCUGGCCCGACUGCGAGUCGUACCGCGGGGUGACGCGCACCACGGUUUACGCGCAGCCGCCGCUGGACGGCCAGGCGCACAUCAAGGAGAUUGUCAGGAAAAUGAUUGCGCAGGCGCAAAAGGUGAUUGCAGUGGUGAUGGACGCCUUCACUGAUGUGGACAUCUUCCAAGAUCUGCUAGACGCCAGUUUCAAGCGGAGGGUGUCUGUCUACAUCCUGUUGGAACGCACAGGGCUACCUCAUUUCCUGUCCAUGUGUCAGAGGGCCAACAUGCACCCUGGACACUUCAAGCACCUUCGUGUUCGCUGCACAGAAGGAGCAGAGUUCUGCACUCGGUCGAGCACCAGGGUCAGAGGUCAACUGGGUCACAGAUUCAUGUUCGUCGAUGGAGAUAAAGCUGUGUCUGGGUCAUACAGUUUCACCUGGAUGUCCUCGCGACUGGACAGGAACCUCAUCACCGUGGUUACGGGCCAGGCAGUGGAAGCCUUCGACCGACUGUUUCGCUUCCUUUACAUGACCUCGAGCUCUGUUGACCUCCGGCAGGUCACCCUGGAGCCUGAACCUGAGCCGGAGCCCCUCCCGCCGCCGCCCAUCGUCGUACCUCCUUCUGCUGCUGAUGUCAGGAAACUGUACAACCCCAAAUAUGCUCUGGUUGCUGCAGGCAACCAGAGCCUGAUCCCCUCUGCUGGCCAAGGCAGCCCCAAAGAGCCCCAACCCUCAGAGAACUCCAAGAACCAAGAAACCAAGAAAAGGAGGAGUAAAGACACUAUACAGGAGGCUCCUCCCCUCCACCCUGGACUUAUUCAUUUAGAGAAGGUAUACUUGAUCUCAUACCUGCCCACCUGGCCAGAACCUGACCCCUCCAGUGACGUGAUUGGGUUCAUUAACAUUCGGGACGCCAAAAAACCGACUCAGUUCAAUAUGCAGCGAUCUGAGAUGUUCGAAACGAGCCAAGCAAUCAGGUUUAGCAGUCCAUUCAGCGUGGCCAAGGCAGUCCUGCCAGAUGUUGCCCAGCGCAGACAGAUCACUCCAAAAAACGAGGAGAAGAAUAAACCCCAGCCAUCACAAAAUAAUGCAAAAGCUGAAGAGUCUGUGGUGGACGGUGUUCAGGCAACACCACUCAGUGCAGAGCCUGGUGACAUCAAAACUAAAGGAGAAGCCCCUGAAGAGAAAUCAUCCACCUCUGGGCAAAAGUCUGAACCUGGCAGAGACACAAUUAAGGCUCUUAACACGGAGAAUAAACUGCAUUCAAACACACCCACCAACCAAGAUGCAGGUCACGGCACCUCACCUCACCACAGUGCACGCACGCCUCCCCAGUCCAGCAAUGGCACAUCCACUCCCAACACUGACACAGCACAAAGUUUUACCACAAGCAGCCCUGAAGCGCAGUCCCUCCCAGAGUCGAGCGCUAAAAAAAAAGCCCAAACUAGUUUAAACACACAAAGUGCUGCUGUGUACAAGACACACACCCCGGAGUUGAGUGGCCCCGCACACUCAAACUCUGAACAACGCACACAAACAAAGACAGGGGUGUCACAGACAGAUUCACAUACACAAGCUGUUCUCGCGCAGCCACACAACUCCUCUGAAAUGACACCUAAUACCCAGACUCCCACUGCACACCCCCCCUCUGCCUCCCCUGUGCACCCUCAGCCUGUCAGUUCCACCUCCCUAUCGGGGGAAAAAAACACGCCCUGUCCUGCGGUGGAUUCAAGGACAGCUACCAGUGUCUGUGCUCCUGUGCCCACCAGCAGCUGCUCCUCUUCCGUUCCCCCUCUCAUCUCUUCUUCUACAACUGUACAGCCUCCCCUCCCUCAGCCCUCUGCAUCCUCUUGUCUGACCUUGGUCGCUCCUGUACCUAAACCUCGCACAGUCCAUCUGGUGAUCAAGGAAGGCCGCGCCAGUCACGGUCCGAAGCUGCCGGAGAUCAGUGUUGUCAGGAGACCCGAGAGCCUGGCCGGCACGGGGCGAACAGUGGCCCACAGUAAACCUGAUGCAGCGAAUGUGGUGCAGUCACCGCCGGAAAAUGGGCCAGAGACUGUCUCACAACUGCAGGACAACGGUGGAAGCAAAACAGGAACUCAAAAUGAAACUGAGAUCUCGGUAGAAGGCCCAAAGCCAGAGCAGAAUGUGACUUCCCCAGAGAGAAAGGGCGAGGAAACGAUCGGACUGCGCGGCGACAGAGCAGCAACACAAUCGGCCGCUGGAAUCAAAGCGCAAGCCCAAUCGGAUGUUUUGACUACUGAUGCACCAAAGGCAAAUACUGUGAAUAUUUUAGAAAUAAUUCCAAAGGAUGUUGAGCCGAAGAGCUUGACGUCAUCCGACUGCAAAAUGCUCCCAAAGACAGAGACUGACUGUGUAGCCACAGCACAGACGGACACCAAGGCCCCAGAAAAAACCCUUAUACACUGUAAGUUUGCAAACGUGCCAAAGGAUACGAGUGAAAAUGUGAUACAAUGCAAAACAUACCUUGCAAGAGCACGUCAACCUCAGAGAAUAUCGUGUUGUGAACUGAACCCGGCUGGUUUCGAUGUGCUGGAGACUAUGGACUCUCUGAAAGCUUCAACAACACACACUCCUGUUUCUGCCACAACUACCAGCACACCCACAGACAGCGGUGGUAAUCCAAUUGUCACAUCAGCGCACCACACAGACAGUAAGCCCAAUGUGGCAAAACAUAACGCACACACCACUAUUACUGCUCAAGAAUCCCAACAGACCCCUAAGGACGGGGGAAGCUCACGCACUCCUCAACGACCGCAGUACUUGAAUCUCUCCAAGACACACACGCCCGACUCUCAUUCGCCGACCGCUGAGCGAGAAUCGCAGCAACUCCCUUCUCUGGUGCGCACUACAACUCCAGACGGAUUUCUACCACGCACACCCACCCCAGACUUUCGAACACCUACGCCAGACGGCUACGUCUCAUCGAGGGAGGACUCCGGGCUCUCCCCCACCUCGGACGAGUAUUAUGAAUGUUGCGACUCUCCUCUCCGCGACGCCGUGUUCGACCGAGCAGGUUUUCACAACUACGGGACAACAGGGGAUCCCGAGAGUCCACUUUACAUAAACAAUAUAACUUGUAUGUUUGGUGAAAUGGACGGGAAUGAAACGCAGAGUCUGUCCACUACCGUCUCCACUUCUUCCUCUUUACUUGAGAAAAUAAAAGUUGGGGAGGGGAAGGAAUUAACAAUUGAGGAAAAUGAAAGAGAAAAGGAUGUAAAGCGCACAGAAGUCAGUGUGGCAGGGAGGAGGACAGAAGAAGAUUACCAGAGGCCAAAGAGGAGCGAUGAGGCCAAGACAAAGGCAGAGCAUCAUCAAGAAUCAACAGCAGUGGUAGAAACAGACAAGAAAGCCCAACCCCAGGCGGCUGAAAGAAAACGAUUGCCAAACCAAUCAGCAGCACAGAGACUGGUUGAUGGAGGAGGGACUCCAGGAGAAUCAGAAAUGAACGAAUUAAAGGGACUGUCCGCUGGCGACCUUGAGGCAGAGCAGGUUUCCUCUGACGGAGUCAAAGAGAAGGUGGUGGACGAGGCGGCACUAAGACCCAGCGGCGUGGAGAGCAGAGACAGGCCCCAGUCACCCAGAGAGACUGAGGGGCCGGAGCCUCCAAGACGACAACAGCAGGACGGUGGGGCGUCCUCCCCUUCUCCUCGAAGACCGCCCAGGCCGCCCCCUCCACUGGCAGUGGUUGCUGUCGGGUCUGCAGCAGGGCGGGAGCAGGUUGUGGUCUCCCACAGCCGGCAAAGCCUCCUCUCUCGACAGCCUCCGGUGGCCGAGAGCAGGGCGAGAUUCGGACAGUCGCAGAAUCGACAUUCUUACACUAAAGCCCCGGCCUCGGUUUUCCACACACACUUGAACAUACAGUCGCAGCCCCGUCCUCAUCCUCGGGAAGCGCACAGGCAGGGAGAAGGAGGGGCUCCGUUCGCCCUCACCUUUAGCCGGCUGUACAACCUGAAAGGCCUGAAGGACAAAAUGAGCAAAGGAGGCAGCACAUACUCACAAGUACAAGGACGCAAGAGCACAAACUAGUGUGGUCACCUUCUGGGUGGGGUCAUUUUUAUGUCACUGUAACAUAUCAAGCCUGAAAAAAGAAUGGGUCAAAUAAGAAGUGAAAAAAACUGUCUUCCCUCACCUUGACGGGACCUUCAUGACUUGACCCAGUACCUACACUAUGAAAGAAAUGCCAAAAGUUUACACAACAUUAGUCCUGUUAAGACUUGGCUUAACAGGAGGCAGCACAUUACCAGGAAAUGCACUUUUUGGUCCCCCCUCUCUCCUUGUCCUGUGCCUCAGUCAGAUUGGCCAUCGGCCAUUCAUUCUGUGCACCUCUACAUUCUGUGCACCCGUACGCAUGAGAGCGUCCCCGCGUGCAUGUUUCUGCAACUAGGCUCACUAUCGCCUCUUGAUGCACAAAGUGGUAUUGUGAUACAGGAUGGGUCAUGGCUAGCUGAUUAGCAUGCUAAAUUCUCUAAAUAUCUCUGCAACGCUAAAGACAAAAAUGUCAUUGAAAUUCUCAUUCUGUCAAUAAUCUUAGUUUAUUUUUGAAUGUUUCAAACUAAAAUACUUGCAUAUUGCCCCUUAAAUCUGUUUUCCACUUGGCGGUUUUCAGUAUGAAUCCACUCCUGUGCAUGUUCAGUACAGGACCAAGUAAGGCAUGAUUGACUGUUUCUAUUUCUCUUGAUUUUGCCAUUUUUACAAAUCCAUAUCCAUGUGCCUUUAUCUGAAACUUUUGAAAUUCUUUCUCCACUUCACACUCCAUAUGCAGACAAAUAAGUAAAUGUUCAAAAGGCCAAAAUAUCAUUCAGGCAAACACAAACAGGAAUAUUUAUAUGGGUUGAAUGGAAGCAUUUGUCCCAAGCAUGAAAAACCUCUUGCAUGUGUAUAGAAAAAGAGCGUUUACAUUGUUAAAUUGAGUGCUAAAACUGUUAAUGAAAAAAUGUCUCAUCUGAUUCUUCUCAUGCCUCAGACCUUUAUUUUGGCCAUUUUAUAUUCUUCCAUUUUGUGCAGUACAUUUGAGGACCAAAGGAGUCAGGUUAUUGAUUUAUUCUUUGUUUGCACAAAUCCCAUUUGCAUUCAAAAUGCUUUUUGGCCGGUAGACAAAGUCACAGUGACUGUGCCCAAAACAAAACACCAGUUAUUGUUUUCAGGGCCAAGCACAGUAAACACCACACAGGGCUGACUCGGUGCUCCGCAGGUACAGGUGUCCUGCAGAUCAUGGCCACGGUGAACAAGAUGGUGGGCCUUGAGUUUCUUAAGAGGAGAAGUGGAAGGUUGUCUGGUCAAAUAAACAAAAAUGCAUGUGUUUUGUUUUUGAGAAAAACAACUGACUUGCUCAGUGAAUGAUGAGACAAGCUUCAGUUUGUCGUGUGGUUAUGGGAGACAAUUUUUGUAAAACAGUGAGUGCUUGCAGCUGUGUGUGCAACAUGUUCUAGGGUUGUUUGUUUCUCUCUCUCUCUCUCCUUUUUUUUAACUUGCACAUUCUUUUUAGUGCAUAGUGUAAAGAAUUAAAUCAUUUUUAUAUAAAA